GAGAGAGAGAGAGAGAGAGAAUCUGAGAGGAAACUGCUUUUGUAGAUACCAUUUUUUCCCCCACGGCGCAGGAUUUAGUAAAGGAUGGAGCCGCUGCAAGCUAGCAAGCGUGAUGCAACUGCGGAAACCCGACUUUUCCAAGGACGCGCAAGCCACCAUCUUGACAAUCUGCCGGAGCCGGUCCCUCCUUCCGAUGAGCGGUUUGAUGCAUCUCAAUAUGCUUUCUUUGGGAGGGAUGUAACGCAAGAGGUCGAGAUAGGUGGCUUGGAUGAGGAGGACGAUUCUGAACAGGCAGAAGUGCCAGAGGAUGACAUUGUGGAGGAGACUUUUUCUUUGGUUGAUGGAAGGGAGGAAAUUGAGACUUUCGGAUCUACUUCAGACGUGGACGAUGUGUCUGAGCUUGCAACUUCAUUUCUGAAGCAAAAUAGGAUUGCACCACGGUCAGAUGGCGAAGCUGGAUCUUUAGGUAGUUUGGAGGCCGGAUCCAAUGCCAAUGGCGGGGAAGCUGCAGCAGCCCCUACCCAGCCGUUUGAGAUUAGUCCUCCCUCCAAUUGGUUGGAUCAUACAAAUCAAGAUACUGAAGCAGAGCGAGGAGCAAGAAAAUGGUGGCCAAACAAUCAACAACAACCAACAGGAUCAGAAGUUGACGGUGCGUCGGGCUCUUCAACACAUCAAGCACAACCUCAGGCGCAACAGCAGCAGGAACCACAACAUCCACCACAGCAGCAGCAGACGCAGACACAGCAGCCACAGCAGCAACAGCAAUGGUGGGGAAUGGAUCCCAGUUCACAAGCCUCACCGCCCGCUGGGGCUAUGUACUCACCUCAACGACCGCAGCAGGCUUUGCAAGGGGCUUCCUCGGGUCAGGGACAGAUGAUGCGAUCACCGACGCAGGCACAAGCUCCGGCUGGACCGCUACCCGGUCAAUACAGACAGCAAUAUUCAGGAAUUCAACCUCCCAUGGGAGUCAUGCCGUCCAUGACUCCUUACGGUGCAGGUAUCCCACCUCAAUUCAGCUCGUCCAUGACCCCGUUAGCACCUCCUGCCCAGUGGUUAGCUCAAGCGAAUGUCCAAAUGGGAUCUGGCCCUGGUUCUGGUCCUCAGCAAAUACCCCAGCACUCCACUCUAAUGCCUCCUCAGGUCGUGCUUCAGUAUCAGCGUCCGCACGUACCCCAACUGCACGCUGUACCACCUCCCCCAUAUCCUCCCCAUCUGAAGCCCCAACACAUGUACAAUGUCACACCCCCAGCUCCACAAAUGUUACCAAAAAUGGGAGAGAGUUUAAUUACUGGGGAUUUUAGGGACCAUGCCCAGUUUAGAGGUAGACAGUCUCAACAGCGGCAUCAUCAGCAUGGUCUGCAAGAUGGAAAUUUUCCAGGUAGAAACACACAGAGUAAUGGAUGGCAGCCGCUACGAUCCAAAUACAUGACUGUGGAGGAAAUCGAAAAUAUUGUAAGGAUCCAGUGGGCGGCCACCCACAGCAGUGAUCCUUACGUGGAUGACUACUAUCACCAGGCGGUGCAAGCGAAAAUGUCGUCGAACUCUCCCCAUGGAAGGCGUCACUUUGCUCCAUCUCAUCUACGAGAUCUGCCCUCGCACACUCGAGCAGCAGUAGAACCGCACGCGUACCUCCAAGUCGACGCUCUCGGCAGAGUUCCAUUCUCAUCCAUUCGUAGGCCCCGUCCCUUGUUAGAAAUGGAUUCUGCGGCAGGAAUUGGAGGCCUCUCAGGUAUGGGACAAGGUGAUGGUUUGGUAGAGGGAGUCCCACAGCACAGGCCUCUGGAGCAAGAACCGAUGUUGGCGGCUAGGAUAGCCAUCGAGGACGGUUUGUGUCUGUUGCUGGACGUAGAUGAUAUUGAUAGACUGCUGACCAUAUCCCAACCCCUUGACGGUGGAGCCCAACUGAGACGACGUCGACAACUGCUGUUGGAAGGAUUGGCAGCCUCCUUGCAGCUGGCCGAUGUCAAUGGCAUGGACGCAGGUGGCCGGAAUGGAAAUGGGCGAUUCGUGGGCCUGAGUGCCAAAGACGAUCUGGUGUUCCUCCGCCUGGUGUCCCUGCCCAAGGGGCGCAAGCUGCUCACGCGGUACCUGCAACUUCUGUGUCCAGGGAGCGAGCUGGUGCGCGUCGUGGCCAUGGCCCUCUUCCGACACCUGCGGUUCCUGUUCGGAGGAGUGCAGUCGGAUCCGAGCACUUCGGCAACCAGUGUGGGCCUGGCGAACGCAGCUGCGAUGUCGGUGUUGAACAUGGACUUGCCAUCGCUGAGCGCUUGCUUGGCGGCCGUGGUGCUAGCGCCCGAGCAGCCUCCGCUGAGACCCAUGGGCAGCCCUGCGGGAGACGGGGCCACCGUGGUGCUGAGGGCGGUGCUGGAGCGAGCGACGAGCCUGCUGACGGAUCGCACUGCGGCGUACCCGAUGCAGAAUCGAGCUGUGUGGCAAGCGUCGUUCGAUGCAUUUUUCGCGCUGCUUGCCAAGUACUGUACAAAUAAGUAUGAUAGUAUCUUCCAUUCAUUGAUGAUGGCGUCGCCAGGGAACUCGGCAGCCAUCAACCAAGCCGCGGCCGUGGCAAUGAGUAAGGAGAUGCCGGUCGAGCUGCUGAGGGCGAGCCUGCCUCACACGAACGACCACCAGCGCAAACUGCUGCUGGAAUUCACCCAACGAUCCAUGGCCAUGGGCGCCUUCCCCAGUCCUGGCAGUGACGGGCAUGCGAACACCGCUGCUGUCCGAGGGUGAUAGUAGAUUUAACUUUACGUAGGACCGUACUCUGGCCUGUUAGUCUCUUUGUAUUUCAUUCACAGUCCCAUUCCUCAAUGGUGUACAUGUUGCCCUCGCGAAACGAAGUUUCAGCUUGUCUUAGAUUGCUCGAGAACCGGUUUUGAACUUAGAAAUCACCCUUUACACUUGGCCCCAUUUGAUCACUAGGCAUCUACUUAACUGUGGCUGCCUCUGAAGUUGGGCUUUCUUGGAGGGUCCAAAUCUGUACAGCAAUCUUAGAGGAUAUUGGCCGCAGUUGCAGAUGAGUAACCAAACUCUACCGAGCUCUUUUGAGUCCAUGUUUGCGCUUUCCUGUCUUUUCUUGCAAACCUAUAGAUUACAUAAUUGCAGUGAACGAUGUCUACUUAGAUAUGAUUACUUGCCCUUUUGGUUUUGAAACUUUUGAGCCACAGAUGGUCUCCAUCGACCUCUGGCUUUGUACCAUGUGAAGCCAUUACUUCUUGUAUGAAAGUAGCACCUGUGCUUUUGUCAGGCACUCUGAUAUUAGGGACGUAACCAUUCUGCUACCCUACCUUAAUCGAACCAUGUUAGAGGGUUUCUUGACCAGGUGUGUAGUGUUCUAAGUGUUCUUAAGAGUAGAGACGAGACAGUCAGUAUCCUGUAGUCAUUUAAAGAGGAGAGGUAGAUGUAUGAUAUAUGACUGUCACAGUGCUAGCCUGUUGGCAAACCAAGGUGUUCUUGGAUUUGACAAUUUUGAGCAUUGCAAGUAUACACCUGUACCCUGGUGUUUUAAUAACUGCGCUUUGCAAGGUACGAGAGGUUGGUUAUACCAGCAAUCUAUUUUUUGGGGAGAUGAAAGGGCUAGAGCCUACUCCUCUCCCGAGUCUGUAGGGUAAUAAAACAUUGUCUUGGUUUUUAGAGAGAUGUUGCCUCCCGGUGAUGACAGCAUCCGAGGCACGUUCCACAGAAAUGAUUGACUAUGCUUCUGAUUGUCAGCUAGCUUGCAAAUAUACCACAUUGUACCCAUCAG
This is a messenger RNA of Marchantia polymorpha subsp. ruderalis, 3742 nucleotides long. Lineage: Eukaryota; Viridiplantae; Streptophyta; Marchantiopsida; Marchantiales; Marchantiaceae. The record is from the annotation of a GenBank genome assembly.